Trypanosoma conorhini is the source of this 1752-nucleotide messenger RNA. RefSeq lists its product as uncharacterized. The record is from RefSeq and is a predicted model, not a curated record. The transcript has a single exon. Gene Ontology annotation, molecular function: protein binding. NCBI's taxonomy places the organism in Eukaryota, Euglenozoa, Kinetoplastea, Trypanosomatida, Trypanosomatidae. The annotation marks the transcript as partial.
AACGGCGCACGGUUCCGCUACCACUGCCCGCUGAAGCUGCUGCGGAACAUGCCGCUGGACGCGUCCCACUACAGCCCACAGUUUGCCGUUGGGGAGCACGUGUGGCGUCUGCACCUGCAACGCCGCGCAGCCGCGGCGAGUGACGAGGGGUUCCUCUCUAUUCAUCUCCAAAGCUGCUCGAACGUGCCCGUGGUGGCCCAGUUCAAGUUAAUCUUGCGCUGCUUCGAGGAUCCACAGUCGUCAAAGGCCCACACCUUUCGCUGCCCGUUCAAGAAGUCCGGGAGCGCGUGGGGGAUGAAUGAGUUUAUUUUGAUCUGGCGCCUCCUGCAGCAAGAGAAUGGGUUUGUCUACGAGGAUGCGGCCUCCGGUGCCCUUUACUUUGACAUUGAUGUUCUGUUAAAGAUAUUGGAGGCCAGUAGUAACAGCCACGGCGUUGGCGUUCUCGACACAAACGUGCUGAAUGAACGCUCCAGCUCGCCUCCCGUGCUGUCCACUUUGCAUCAAGACCCAAAACACGCGUUUCUGCGCAUGCGCUCGCCGUUGGAGCAUAGAGGCGCCGGUGCGACGCGCUCCGCGUCCUCCAGAGGACGUUUGAUCGUCGCGCCAGAGAAAAGCCCCAGCGUGGCUGCUGGGCAAGCAGUUGUCCGGGCACCGCUGCUGUACCCCUUUGAGCACCUUGAGGCGCUGACGGAUAUGACGUUUGACAUUCAAGGGGUCCGCAUGAAGGCGCAUCGGUGCGUUGUCGCUGCGCGCAUGCGUCCGCUUCUACCGGAUCACGUGCUGCCGCUGCAAACUGGUUGCGUUGUGGCCAUUGCGGUCACGGUAGAUGUUUUCUCUGCCUUCCUGCAGUAUGUGUACACGGAGGAGUGUCCCCAGCAAGGGGUUUUGCCGCCGGAGGCGCUACUGGAUUUGUAUUUACUCUCUUCCGCAUGCGAAUUCUACGACUUGUCUGGCGUCUGCCUGACCUUUGUGCGGCCGCUGCUAUCGCACGAAAAUAUUCUCUCCAUUACCCUGACGCGGUACAAUGCGGGGGAUGAGGUUCUUAACGCCUUGUACCUUCGGGUUCUCUUGGAAAACUACGAUUUUCUCAUUCAGGACCCGAAGUUUGAGGAGAUUCCCGGCCACUUGUUUCGUCGCCUCUCCCUCAUUAUGCGCGACAAGGAGCCGGUGCCGCAGGUGGCCAUCCCGACCUCGCGGAACACGCUUGGCCGGCAGCUGGCGUGGCUGGCGGAGUCGGGGGAGUACAGCGACAUGGAGCUUGUGGUGGGGCCGAGGCACCUGAUCGUGAAGGCGCACCGCUACAUCCUGGCCUCCCGCUGCAUCCUCUUCUCGCAGUCCAUAAACCCGCGGUCCACGGUGGCGGUGCCGCCCUUCACGGCCCCUGAGUUUGACUUCUCCCAGCGCUCCUGGCAGAAGCUGCUUGUCGGGAUCUACCGUCACCACCUUGAGUACUACCGCGACUUCUCUGCGGAGGACGUGGCCAUCGUCUUCAAGAUGCACGGCGUCUUUGGAAUGGACGGGCAACUCAAGAAGGAGGCGGACGACGCCUUCAACUACCAAAAUGCCCUCCGCCUGCUUAUCUACGCCGUAAAGCACCAGGUGCCGGAGCUGCACGAGCGGGCGAUUAGCUACGUGGCGAGUAAUUUUAAUGCGUUGAUUCAAAGCGACCCGCAGGCAUGGGAACUCAUCGCCGAGUUACCGCAGCAUGCUGUGGUGGCUCUCUUCCGCACAGUGGUGGAGAGCCAGCGGUGA